AUGACCUGUGCGCACAUCUUGCUGCACGACCCCGAGACCCUGCAGGUGCCUGCCUCCAGACCUCAGCGCCUUCCCGACGGUCCUCUUGGACGGCCAGCUAUCUCACGGGACGGCCGCGUCCUGCCUGGCAGCUCCUCCUUCCUCGCUCUCCAAGCCUCCGCCACCGCCAUUGGCACCCGCUCCAUCGACGCGCGAGGCAACUUUGUCCUCAAGCCGGACGUUCGCCCAUCGGAGGAGGAGGAGAUGAUCAUAGCCGAGACUCUCACGACAGAGGCGGCGAGCCGGAAGCUCAAGUCGCUGCGUAUGCUGGAGGGCGUGAUUACGUUAGAAUAA
Messenger RNA from Guillardia theta CCMP2712, 333 nucleotides. RefSeq lists its product as hypothetical. The record is from RefSeq and is a predicted model, not a curated record. The transcript has a single exon. Lineage: Eukaryota; Cryptophyceae; Pyrenomonadales; Geminigeraceae. The coding region runs from base 1 to 333 and encodes 110 amino acids.